This is a messenger RNA of Fusarium coffeatum, 1617 nucleotides long. RefSeq lists its product as uncharacterized. The transcript has a single exon. The record is from RefSeq and is a predicted model, not a curated record. Gene Ontology annotation, molecular function: carbohydrate:proton symporter activity. Gene Ontology annotation, biological process: transmembrane transport; carbohydrate transport. Lineage: Eukaryota; Fungi; Ascomycota; Sordariomycetes; Hypocreales; Nectriaceae. Gene Ontology annotation, cellular component: membrane. The coding region runs from base 1 to 1617 and encodes 538 amino acids.
AUGGAGAAGCCAGAAGCAGCCGCUCACCUCGAGCAGUCUGAGUCCAGACCCAGCAUCUCGCCCAACCAUACCCGUGGUCAUGCCAUCCAACAUCAAGAACACAGCCGAACCUACCUCGAAACCCUCCGCAAAGAUCCAUGGCUUCUACUCUGGAUCGCCGUUAUGCUCUGGACUUUAAUCGUCCGUGGCUUCGAAAACCAAUCCUCCGGCUCCGUCAUCAGCAUCCCCGUAUUCAAGCGACGAUUCGGCGAGCCCAACGAGAAAGGAGAAUACUUUAUUGAGACAAGCUGGCAAUCCGCGCUUAGUGGUGGUUCUAAUGCUGCUGCUAUCUUUGGUGCUUGGGCUUCGUCAUAUGCGGCUGAUAUUAUUGGCUUCAAGUCUGUUAUUCUGGCGGCUGCUGCUAUCAAUAUUGCAUCCGUUGGAGUUGAGUUCGCUUCUACAUCUAUCGAGAUGUUCUUUGCUGGAAAGAUGGUCAACUUCAUCGCUAUCGGAGCCUUUCAGAACCUCUGUACUGCAUAUGUUGCUGAUGUCUCGCCACUGGCUAUUCGAUCCACUGCUAUCGGUUUCUGUAACCUCGCGCAGUGCAUUGGUCCUUUUGUCUCCGCCAUUAUGUCCAACUUCAGUUCGCAGUGGGAUAGCAAUUGGUCCUGGCAGUCGCUGAUCGUUGCGCAAUGGGGCUUCGCAGCAGUUGCACUCGUUGGUCAAGUCUCAAUGCCCGAGUCGCCCGUCUUCCUUGUUCGCAAAGGCAAGAUGGAAAAGGCUCGACGUGCUCUUGAGCGCAUGUACUCUGACCCUGAGGACGCCUCCGGCCAUCUCGAGCGUAUCAAGUUGACGUUGGAGGAAGCGGACUCGAAGAACCUUGGUUCCUACAUGGACUGCUUCAAGGGGAUCAAUCUACGAAGAACCCUCAUUGCCAUCAUGGUCUUCCUGUCUGAACCCAUGUCUGGUCUGGGCUUUGUCUCCAACUACGGUGCUCUGAUGUACCAGUACCUCGGAAUUAGCGACAAGAAGUCCUUCGAGAUCCAGAUCGGCGCUCAGAUUCUGUCAAUGUCCGGUGCAACCAUUGCCUUCCUUGUCGGAGACUUCUGGGGUCGUCGACCUAUGUACAUCAUCGGAUGCGUUGCCCUAUCAUGCCUUCUCAUCUGCAUGGGUAUUUCCGGGUCCGUCAAUACGACCGCCGCUGUGACAGUUUCUGUUGGAUUCUACACAAUGUACAACUUUUUCUAUAACGUUGGAGUUGGUUCAACUGUGUACACGCUGGCGGGUGAAGUUCCCACCUCUGCCCUACGAACCAAGACGAUUGCCAUUGCCAUCUCCAUUUCUUCAGCUGUCAACACCAUGUGGUCGUUUGUCGCGCCUUACAUCUUUAACCCUGAGUAUGCCAACUUGAAGGCAAAGAUUGGAUUCAUCUUUGGUGCGUUCAUGGUCGGAUUCGCCGUCAUGGCUUACUUCUGGGUACCGGAGACUCGCAUGAGGAGUUAUGAGGAGUUGGAUGAGCUUUUCCAGAACAAGAUUCCUGCUCCCAAGUUCCGAAAGACGGUUACUAUGGCUGAACGCCGUGCUGAGGAAGCCUACGCGAUUGAGAAUGGAGUGAAUGAGAAGAUUCGAGAUGCUUAG